CUCCUCCCCUCCCCUCCCCUCAACUGAGUCUGGACUGGAGCGGAGUGGAGUGGAGAUCAAUCGAGACUUGAUUGAUUUGAUCCCUUCUCUUGCUUUGGUGAGGAGCCCUCGAUUUCCUGGAUGAAUUUUCGUUUUGUUUUCGAAAGAUUUUUGUUUUGUUUUUCGGAAUCCAAAUCUUUCUUGGAAAGAAAAAAAAAAUCAAAUAUUUCUUGCUGGGAUGGAUACACCGGUCCGUGCAGUUUGUCGCGGAAUUUUCUUUCUUGGAUGGUAUUCCAGUUCGUCUAGUUUGUUGCAGAUUUGUUUGCUGUGCUCCGGGGGUACUAAAACCGCUUUAUUUUCCUAAAUCUUGCUAAACCCCUAAAUUGCCAGGGGUUUUGGUCGCGAGUGAAGAGCUUCAAUACUUUUUCUUGGAUGGCCCCUUGCGUGAUCUUGGGCCAUUGGUGAAGGCGCAGAGGUUCUUCUGGUCACAGGCACUGAGUUUUUUUUCUGCUCUGUUGCCAUGGCCGCGGCUCCAGUGAUGAAUGGCAACAAUAAUGACGUUGACAGCAAGGCUCGCAAUGUAGUUGUUAAAUCCGAAAUCGUGGAUACGGUAAACGGCGAGGAUGACGUGCCUCAGCACACGGUGCCUGCCUGUACUGAUCCCAUGGUGACAUUUGGCUCUCUGGGUAACAUGGUUGCUGAUGAUGUUCAGUUUGCUUAUGAUGAGCAUGGGGACAGCACAGAGUGCUCGAGCUCGUUCAGUGCUUCUUGCUCUGUGUCUGAUGACGACAUGGAAUCAGCCACAAGUGCCAUGGAAGUGGAUUCACUGUUUCAUUCACAUAUCAAUGUGGAUGAUACCACUGCUGUGCCACAUUCGGUCAGAAAGAAAAAAGUGACAGCUGAAUGGAGAAAGUUUAUUGGCCCAGAAAUGUGGCGAUGUAAAUGGUUAGAGUUGCGUAUGAAGGAUCUUUUGUCGCAAGUAGCAAAGUAUGACAAGGAACUUGCUUUAAUCAAUCAUGAAAAAGAUCUGCAGUUGGAGAUGAUUAAAGCAGAUAGUCCUGAAUCAGAAUGGCCACAAAUAGCUCUCCAAAGCCAUGAGAGCAAUACCAUGAAGAGGAGGAAACGGAAAAGACAUGAAGACAUUAUGGACACCUCAUUGUACGCUGAAAGGCACCAAAUAUUAUCCUAUUACCAUGAAAAACAAAAGAAAAAGACCGAAACAGAUGAGGUCUUGGAUGAUGAUGAUUCUAACAGUUUAGCUGUUGAGAACACCAUAAGAAGUCUUGGUUCAAAUGAUACAUUGCUGGAGUCCAAGGAAAAUGAUACUAUCUUAGAACAAUAUUCUUUAAGAGACAUUCUUUCAUCAAUUGAUGGUAUCCAGUCCAGAAUCAUUAGUCUUCAAAAUCAUAUCAGCGAGGCUCAGAAUAAUGUAGACCAUAGCCAAAAGACUCAAAAGGCUCAGAAAAAGAAGGAUAUGCAUAGUUUCCUUCGAAAAAAGGAUAUGGGUAGACCACUUGGCGCAGCAUCAUCUAUCUUAUCAGAUAGAUCCACUGAUCGUGUAAUGGAAUAUGUGAAGAGAAAUAUUGUGGAACCUGGUGCUGUUGAUAUAACACAACAAGAUGAUGAAAUCACAGUUGAGAUGCUCUUCGGUGUAGAUAAUCCCCUAAUUGAUGCUCGUAUUGGAGGGUUAUACAAAGAAAGUGCCGAUGAUGUCCUAAUAGACAAUCAAGCAGCCAGGGAAGAAGGGUAUUGGCUGUUUGAAAGGGUCAGCCAGACAGCAGAGACACAACCAGAGCUAGUUAAGAAUGUUGCUGGACACCCUUCUUCCAAAGAAGUAAAAACUAGUGCACAGGUGGGGGACGAUCUUGUUUCCAGAACAGCUCCAAUUGUGAAGCUUGUAAACAAGCGAGGGCCAAAACCAAAGAAGAAACAUGAUAGCACUCUGCCUCGUACAGAAGACCAAAUAGAAAAGAGUCAUACUAUACAUACAAAGAAGAAAAAGACGGAGAAAGACCUCAACAAUGCAUACAUUGAGAAGACUAUGUUGGUAGCUGUAGACACGCGGAGGAGCCAUCGAGUACGAAAACCAAAAAUAUACUGAAGUAAAUGAGUUCCAGGGAUGCCAUUAUCUGUAUUGGUGGAAAUUCUUUCUUUUGCUCUCAAAAGCUGCAGCAGCUCGGUUGCCAUGUAAUUGGCUUUAAUUGGCUUUGUAAAAAGAUUGGUUAGGAAAGAGAAUUUCAAGUGACAUCUCAUUAUUUUUUGGAAGUAGCCUUUCUUUGAACGUAGCAACAAUCUGCUGAGUUCGCACGUUGUGAACUUCCCUGCUAGUUUUGCAGACCUAGCAGCGAUUUUUUUUUUGGGUAGCAUCCUUCUUGAGUUUCCCUGCUAGCUUGACUGAAAUCUUUUCUA
Messenger RNA from Phragmites australis (common reed), 2388 nucleotides. RefSeq lists its product as uncharacterized. The transcript is spliced from 6 exons. Lineage: Eukaryota; Viridiplantae; Streptophyta; Magnoliopsida; Poales; Poaceae. The coding region runs from base 500 to 2080 and encodes 526 amino acids. The record is from RefSeq and is a predicted model, not a curated record.